This is a messenger RNA of Camelina sativa (false flax), 986 nucleotides long. Its product is annotated as chaperone protein dnaJ 72. The record is from RefSeq and is a predicted model, not a curated record. NCBI's taxonomy places the organism in Eukaryota, Viridiplantae, Streptophyta, Magnoliopsida, Brassicales, Brassicaceae.
CCACGAAGUCUUCUUCUUCUUCUUUCUCUAAAAUUCAUUACGAUUCCGAUUUCAUCUUCAAAUGUUACCCAGACGAGCUCAAAUUCGCAUUAAUCAAUCUUUCUAUAUGCAUAGCUACACGCAGGAGCAAUCUCGGAUCUCAAUUUCAGGCGUUUGCGAUUCCGAUGUAGGUUUUUAAAUUUUUUCCGAUGGUGAAUCAUUACCAAGUUCUAGGCGUUACGAGAAACGCGACUAAGAAGGAAGUUAAGGAUGCGUUUCGGAGAUUAGCGAUUAAGUAUCAUCCGGAUAAGCACGCGCAGUCUCCGGAUCACGUUAGGAGAAACGCCACCGUGCGGUUUAAGCUUGUCUCGGAGGCGUACGAAGUUUUGAACGACGAUCUGAAACGCGCUUCUUAUAACGCUGUUAGCGAUUCCGAUUUCUUUCGCCGUACUAGCAGCGGUUCGUAUAGUAGUAAUCCGUAUGGGAAUCGUGGUGGUAAAGCGUAUGGCUACGGUUAUGGUUACUCUGGGAAGAGUCGUCAGUCUUCUAGUUUCAGGAGCGGGUUUGAUUUGACGUUUCGGUACUUGACUACUCGCGCGUUUCUACUUAAUCUCGCAUUAGCUGGUGGUAUGUACUUUGCAUUUACUGCAAUCGAUACAAGCGGAGAAACACUAUGGAAAAUGCGUAACUCUGGGAAAUCAUUUGAAGAGGCAAUGGAAUCAAUCGAGAAAUCAAAGACACAUAAGGAUGAAGGGUGAAAGAGAGGACUCAAAGUUACUACUUUGACUUUGAUUUUUAAGCUUCUUAUUCUGUGAGCUUGAUGGGUUUGUGUGGGUCAUUGUUAGCGACUUUUCAAAGACUUCAAUUUCUUAUAAAGGAGAUGUGCACAUAUCUAUAAUUCAAAGAAAUACUCCAGACACUGGAGUAUAUAUCAAAAACUAGCUUGAAUUUCGGCCAGAUAUAUUUGAUCGUGGUGGUAACGUAUUUGAUUGUCUUAUUUAUAUAAA